Molecule: messenger RNA, 204 nt
Organism: Clunio marinus
Lineage: Eukaryota; Metazoa; Arthropoda; Insecta; Diptera; Chironomidae
Source: the annotation of a GenBank genome assembly
AUGAAUUUUGUGAAAAAUGUCUUUGGGGGAAUGAAUGUAAAUUUUUAUGGUGCAUUUGACAUUUUCAUUUACUUUCACGACGCUGUAAAAAUGAGGCAAACAGAUUCAAAAAGAAAAAAACUUUUCUCCGUUGACGAGGACGAACAGUUUUUAUCAGCAUUCGAUGAUUCCAUUAAAAAUGUAUGGGACAUAAUUGAAUCCUAA